AUGACAUCCAUCUCUCUAUUCUUCCUCCUCCUACUCCUAUCCGCCACCGCGGCCAUCGCCACACUCUCAUCUGAUCUAACCGCCCUCGAAGCCAUAAAGGCGGCCAUCGACCCCGCCACCAUUCCCGAAACCUCUUGCUUGGCCUCAUGGAAUUUCACCUCCGAUCCCUGCAGCUCCAAUGCUCUCCCCACACACUUCCGCUGCGGGCUCUCCUGCGGCUUCGAGAACCGAAUCACUGGGCUCUACUUCGAUGGUGCCGGUUAUUCCGGAACUAUCUCCCCAUUCAUUUCCAAUCUCACCGGACUACUCGCAAUCUAUCUCCGUGAUAACAAAUUCCACGGCCCUAUCCCCACCGCUCUCUUCUCCCUCCCUAACCUCGGCACACUCGAUGUCCGAAACAACUUAUUCUCCGGCUCCAUCCCACCCGUCAUUUCCAUUACCAAAACUCUAUUAGACAUAGACCUUUCUAACAAUUCACUAUCCGGCUCAUUGCCACCCACAUUGAGCUCACUCUCUUUAGGUGCUCUUAAUCUGAGCUUCAAUCAAUUCUCCGGGCCAAUCCCUAUACUCCCCCCGAAUCUAGAAAUACUCGCGAUUCAAUCCAAUUAUUUUUCUGGGUACCUGAGAAAUAGAUCGUUUGGAGGGUUGAUUCAACUCAAAAAUGUAGACCUCAGUCGUAACUCGCUAACCGGACCAAUCCCCGGCUGGUUCUUCCUCCAACCGCGUCUCGAGCGAGUCAACCUGUCCCAUAAUGGAUUCACAGGUAUUGAGGUGUUAAAACCCAAUAAAACCCGCCUCAUUGACGUAGAUGCCGGAUAUAAUAAAAUUGUUGGAUACUUGUCCGCGAACUUCAUGGCGUACCCGGAAUUGACGUCGCUAUCACUCCGAGACAACAAGCUGCAAGGACCGAUCCUGAAGGAGUUCAGCCUGAAGAAUAUGAUGUUGCGGAAUUUGUUUCUGGAAGGAAACUACUUUAACGGAAAGCCGUCGAAGGACUUUUUCUCCCGGAAAUCGAUUGUUUCAGGGAGCUUUGGGGACAAUUGCCUGAAGAGGUGUCCAAAAUCUUCCAAGCUCUGCUUGGAACCACAGAAACCAUCGUCCAUCUGUCGGAAUGUAUAUGGUGGGAAAGGAAAUCCAUAG
This is a messenger RNA of Helianthus annuus (common sunflower), 1140 nucleotides long. RefSeq names its product leucine-rich repeat receptor-like kinase protein THICK TASSEL DWARF1. Gene Ontology annotation, molecular function: protein binding. NCBI's taxonomy places the organism in Eukaryota, Viridiplantae, Streptophyta, Magnoliopsida, Asterales, Asteraceae. Bases 1 to 1140 code for a protein of 379 amino acids. The record is from RefSeq and is a predicted model, not a curated record. The transcript has a single exon.